AUGAAUAUUUUCAAACGUUUUAUGACAUUUUUAUCGUCUAAACCAAAAAAAUGUAGUAUUCCAGGAUGUACCAAGCCCGCUUAUAUUGAUGAAAACGGCUAUGAAUAUCCAAAUUGUGGUCAAACUUGCGGCAACGUCAUUAUUAAAAAUUCUAAGACACGUAUAUUUUCUAAAUUAGACAAAUUUAUCCCAUCUAUAAAAGUCCUUCUUGAAAAAGACUUAAAUUAUAAAAAAAUUCAAAAUGAAUUUCUUAAAUCUAUGAUUCACAUUAAAAUUAUAGCAAUCAUUCGUAUUAAAACAUCACAAGAAAAACGAACUAAAUUUUCGAAAUUGAAACGUAAAAUAAAAUCUAUCGAGCAAAACUAUAAACGAGUCUCACGUAGAUUAUAUUAUGGAACUCGUGCAAGUUGUGAUCCGAAAAAGGUUUUGAAAAAUAAAAAAGCUUGUUCGGAUUCAAAAUGUGGAAUGUGUAGCAUUAUUAAAUAUGGAACAAAAGCCAAACUUUUACGUCGUGGAAAAAUGAUGUUUACUCGCAGAUCAUCAAUUGCGGCAACUUUUGCAUACAAUCAAAAGAUUCCACGUGAACGUCCAGGUACUAUAUUUAUCGUUGAUGUUUUAACUACUAACAAUACAUCGUCCGAUAUUAUAAUCGUUGAACGAGACGCG
Cetraspora pellucida is the source of this 666-nucleotide messenger RNA. Lineage: Eukaryota; Fungi; Glomeromycota; Glomeromycetes; Diversisporales; Gigasporaceae. The record is from the annotation of a GenBank genome assembly.